GGAAAAAAAUAUAGAUUUAUCCAAAAUCAAAGGUAAAUAGUGGACUUAGAAUGGGGGAUUAGUGGUUAGCCAUGUUUUGGAAAGAUGUCUGCUGGUCAUUGUUCCUGCAGUUGAUUCAGGGCAGGUGAUGUCAGUGUGCUGAGGGACAGCAAGUGCCAGCAGUCUGAACUGAAGGGACCCAAUCUCUGUAGACAUUUGUUGACUGGCUGCCUUUUUUUCUCCAACAGGAGUGGUGUCAGUCUGCUUUGAGGGGGACAGUGAUGGUUACAUCAACUUGGUGGCCUACCCUUAUGUGGAAAGUGAGACCGUGGAGCAGGAUGACACACCAGAGCGGGAGCAACCUCGGCGUAAGCACUCUCGCCGGAGCCUGCACCGGUCAGGCAGUGGCAGUGACCACAGGGAGGAGAAAGCCAGCCUGUCCCUUGAAACCUCAGAGAGCCCCCAGGAGGCAAAGACUCCGAAGGUGGAGCUACACAGCCACUCGGACGUCCCUUUCCAGAUGCUGGAUGGCAACAGCGGUCUGAGUUCCGAGAAGAUCAGCCACAACCCUUGGAGCCUGCGCUGUCACAAACAGCAGCUGAGCCGCAUGCGCUCCGAGUCCAAGGACCGAAAGCUCUACAAGUUCCUCCUGCUUGAGAACGUGGUGCACCAUUUCAAGUACCCCUGUGUGCUGGACCUGAAGAUGGGCACCCGGCAGCAUGGUGAUGAUGCAUCAGCUGAGAAGGCAGCCCGGCAGAUGCAGAAGUGCGAGCAAAGUACGUCGGCUACGCUGGGUGUCAGAGUCUGUGGCAUGCAGGUGUACCAGCUGGACACGGGGCAUUACCUCUGCAGGAACAAGUACUAUGGCCGUGGGCUCUCCAUCGAAGGCUUCCGCAAUGCCCUCUAUCAGUACCUGCACAAUGGCCUGGACCUGCGGCGUGACCUUUUUGAGCCCAUCCUGAGCAAACUGCGAGGCCUGAAAGCUGUACUGGAGCGGCAGGCCUCCUACCGCUUCUACUCCAGUUCCCUGCUUGUCAUCUAUGAUGGCAAGGAGUGCCGGUCUGAGUCCUACCUGGACCGCCGGUCCGAAAUGCGUAUCAAGCACCUGGACACAGGGCUCCCUGAGGUGGCACCAUCCUGUGGCCCUAGCACCAGCCCCAGCAGCACCAGCCCCGAGGUGGGCCCCUUCUCUCCACCCAAGGUGGAUGUCCGCAUGAUCGACUUUGCACACAGCACAUUCAAGGGCUUCCGAGAUGACCCCACUGUGCAUGAUGGGCCUGACCGAGGCUAUGUGUUUGGCCUGGAGAACCUCAUCAGCAUCAUGGAACAGAUGCGGGACGAGAACCAGUAGGCCCAGCUCUGGGCUUCCAGAACCCCUUCCUCUCCUCCCUCAGGCAGGGACCAUUGCUCUGAACUCGCCAUGAGGACACACAGACUUACUUUUAAAAGGGUUAUAUUUCUCUUUGGUGUAAACUAAAAGAAAUGUUUUUA
Molecule: messenger RNA, 1470 nt
Organism: Physeter macrocephalus (sperm whale)
Lineage: Eukaryota; Metazoa; Chordata; Mammalia; Artiodactyla; Physeteridae
Gene: IP6K1
Product: inositol hexakisphosphate kinase 1
Exons: 4
Coding region: 500-1330 (276 amino acids)
Biological process (GO): inositol phosphate biosynthetic process; phosphatidylinositol phosphate biosynthetic process
Cellular component (GO): cytoplasm; nucleus
Molecular function (GO): inositol hexakisphosphate kinase activity
Source: RefSeq, a predicted model, not a curated record